UUAUUGAGGUUAGACCGAAUUGUUUGACAGAAAUACGUUUAUCCAAACAAACUCCGAAAUCAUUUGUGAUUUUGCGAUUUGUUGAUUUUGUUUUUGUUUUAACAUUUGAAUAUAAAGUUUGGUUAUUUUGUGUUUUUCGUUGAAAAAACAGAAUGUCGGACGACGAGGAAUUGAUUUAUAAAAAACCACAAAAAACAAUCCAUUAUGGUACGCUUGAUAAUAGUGAGUGGCUGAAACAGCAAACGCUCGAAGAAAUCCAAUCGGACGAAGAUGACUAUGAACCGGACAGUAAGAAACCAACCACUGCAGCCACCAGCAUUGCACCACCGUCCAAUUCCGGUGGCAAUAUUAACAUCUCCAAUGAGUACUUUGAUUUGGAAAAUGAAAUGGCAAAGGAUAAAACGGCAUUGCUCGAAGAGUUCGAGCGGAGGCGAAAGGCACGUCUUAUCAAUGUCAGUACGGAUGAUGUUGAAGUCAAGAAAAACUUGCGUCAAUUAAACGAACCAAUCUGUCUGUUUGGAGAAGGACCAGCUGAACGUCGAAGACGAUUAAAAGAGCUGCUGGCUAGUCUGGGCGAAAAUGCCAUCACUCAAAAAAUGGCCGAAGAAGAAGAACGGAAGCAAUUGCAACGUGAACAAGAAACAACCUGGUACCAUGAAGGACCGGACGCUUUACGUACAUCUCGAAUUUGGUUAGCUCAUUAUUCGCUUCCGCGUGCCAGAGAACGAUUGGAGCAAGCUAGAGUAGCGCGUGAUGUAUCGAGUGCAACAAAAGCUGGCCGAAUGGUUGAAUUGCAGAAAAAAUUGCAAUCGUUAAGUUUAGAGUGCAGUCAGGUGGGUGAUACACGACCAAUAAGUCAAUGUCGAUUCAAUGAUGAUUCUACGUUGCUAAUGACAUCUAGUUGGUCUGGUCUGUGUAAAUUAUGGAGUGUACCUGAUUGCAAGCAAUUGUUAACGCUUCGAAGUGAUUGCUGGUACACAUGCGGCAUUGCAUUUCGUCCGGGCGUGCAUAAAGAUGACGAUAAUAUUGUGUCAAUGGCAUCGAGUUCUUACGACGGUGUCGUUAAAUUGUGGUCAUUUGGUAGUGAAGAAUCGAUUGCUGAUAUUUCUGGCCAUGUACCACAUCGCGUGGCUCGUGUAGCUUUCCAUCCGUCGGGAAGAUUUUUAGGCACAACUUGUUAUGAUCAUUCGUGGCGACUGUGGGAUUUAGAGCAAAAACAAGAGGUAUUACAUCAAGAGGGUCACUCAAGAGGUGUUCAUAGCAUUGCAUUCCAAAAUGAUGGUAGUGUUUGUGUAACCGGCGGUCUUGAUUCAUUUGGCCGUGUAUGGGACCUACGUACUGGUCGCUGCAUUAUGUUCUUGGAAGGACAUUUAGGUGCCAUUUAUGGAGUUGAUUUUUCACCAAACGGUUUUCACAUUGCUACCGCCAGCGGAGAUAAUUCAUGCAAGAUAUGGGAUUUGAGACGUCGUCAACCAGUAUACACAAUCCCAGCACAUACGAAUUUGAUCUCAGAUGUGAAAUAUCAAAAGGACGGUGGCAACUUUUUGGUUACGUCCAGCUAUGAUUGUUCGGUUAAGAUUUGGUCAAAUAAGACAUGGCAACCGCUUAAAACACUUCAAGGGCACGAUGGCAAAAUUAUGAGCGUCGAUAUAUCACCCAACUCACAAUAUAUUGUCAGUUCAUCAUUUGAUCGUACAUUCAAACUGUGGACACCAGAAAACUAACACUCCAAGUUACAUUUCGUUUCUCCUUUAUUUUUGAAAUACUGUUUUCAAGCAUUUUAUUUAAGUUUUUCAUUUUGAAAUAAAUUAAAACCUUCAAAAAGUUUAUAGAAAA
Messenger RNA from Contarinia nasturtii (swede midge), 1836 nucleotides. RefSeq names its product U4/U6 small nuclear ribonucleoprotein Prp4 (gene U4-U6-60K). Gene Ontology annotation, cellular component: U4/U6 x U5 tri-snRNP complex. Gene Ontology annotation, biological process: mRNA splicing, via spliceosome. Gene Ontology annotation, molecular function: U6 snRNA binding; protein binding; U4 snRNA binding. The coding region runs from base 153 to 1724 and encodes 523 amino acids. The record is from RefSeq and is a predicted model, not a curated record. The transcript has 6 exons. Lineage: Eukaryota; Metazoa; Arthropoda; Insecta; Diptera; Cecidomyiidae.